Messenger RNA from Haemorhous mexicanus (house finch), 1242 nucleotides. RefSeq lists its product as uncharacterized. The transcript has 3 exons. NCBI's taxonomy places the organism in Eukaryota, Metazoa, Chordata, Aves, Passeriformes, Fringillidae. The record is from RefSeq and is a predicted model, not a curated record. Bases 1 to 1242 code for a protein of 413 amino acids. Gene Ontology annotation, molecular function: nucleic acid binding; RNA-DNA hybrid ribonuclease activity.
AUGACUCGAUCACGCUCCAGCCGGCACCGAGGGAUUCUCGGGGAGCCCAUCGGCCGCGACCGCCUCUGCCGCUCACAACGUCCCCGGGUGAGAGUCCAAGCUAUCUGUGCUAUUCCAGAGCCCCAGAACUUACAUGAGCUGCGAGUCUUCCUCGGGAUGGCAGGAUGGUGUCGCUUGUGGAUCAUGGACUAUGGACUGAUUGCGAAACCCCUGUACGAAGCUCAGAAGACGCAGCCAUUCAUCUGGGGCAAGCCACAGAAGGAAGCCUUCCUAAAACUAAAAGAGGCAUUGACGACUGCUCCAGCAUUAAGGUUACCUGAUCUGUCUAAAGAUUUUCAGCUGUUUGUACAUAAAAGGCUACGCCUAGCACUAGGAGUCCUGACCCAACCUCUGAGACGUUGGAAAAGGCCGGUGGGCUACUUUUCCAAACAACUUGACAACAUAAGUGCGGGGUGGCCUCCAUGUCUGCGGGCGGUCGCAGCCACCGUGAUGCUGAUACAAGAAGCCAGGAAGCUUACUAUGGGAAGACACAUAGAUGUCUAUGUGCCACACAUGGUAACCACUGUCUUAGAACAGAAGGGGGGCCAUUGGCUAUCUCCAAGCAGGAUGAUAAAAUUCCAAGUAGUCCUGACUGAGCAAGAUGAUGUCACAUUAAAAACAACUAACCUUUUGAAUCCAGCUUUGUUCCUAGGUACCACAACUGAAGAAGGCCCAUUGGAACAUGACUGUGCAGAGGUAAUAGAGUACAUCUAUUCAGCAAGAGAAGACUUGAAAGACGUCCCGCUAGAGCAGCCGGAGUGGGAGAUAUUUACAGAUGGGAGCAGCUUCGUGGAAAACGGAACCAGAUACGCUGGAUAUGCGGUAACAACAGUCAGCACAGUAGUAGAAGCAAAGGCAUUACCACCAAAUACAUCUGCCCAGAAGGUAGAACUGGUUGCUCUAACCAGAGCACUAGAAUUAAGUGAAAGAAAAAAGGUAAAUAUAUGGACUGACUCAAAAUAUGCCUUUGGGGUGGUGCAUGUACACGGAGCACUGUGGAAAGAAAGGGGAUUAUUGUCUUCUCGAAGUACACACAUUAAACACCAAGAUGCAGUCCUGCAAUUGAUAAAAGCAGUACAAAAACCUGAGCAAGUGGCAAUUAUACACUGUAAAGCACACCAAUCAGGAAACUCCAAAAUCUGUGAAGGAAAUCGAAAGGCAGACUGGGCAGCCCGACAAGUUUCUCGGGAGCAGUCAAAGUAG